Molecule: messenger RNA, 1329 nt
Organism: Aspergillus alliaceus
Lineage: Eukaryota; Fungi; Ascomycota; Eurotiomycetes; Eurotiales; Aspergillaceae
Product: pyridoxal phosphate-dependent aminotransferase
Exons: 10
Coding region: 1-1329 (442 amino acids)
Biological process (GO): amino acid metabolic process; biosynthetic process
Molecular function (GO): pyridoxal phosphate binding; transaminase activity
Source: RefSeq, a predicted model, not a curated record
AUGAAUCCUGGGGAUGCGAAAGUGAUGGAGAUGGAGAUAUCCCCGAAUACUCAAUAUAACAAGCUGCGUACUUCAGCCACUCAUUCCCUCUUACGCCUGAAAAUCCAUUACUGCAUCCCUACUACCAAUCCACAAGGAGUCGUCAGUUUCGCCAAUGCUGAAAAUUGGCUCAUGCAUGACGACCUCGCAGCCUUUAUUAACGAUCACAAUCGCUUUGAUAAACGAUGCUGUGCCUACGGAGAAGGCUAUACAGGCACACUGCGUCUUCGGAGUGCGAUGGCUACUCAUUUAAAUACGCAUUUCCAGCCAACCAAGGCUAUCACCGCCGAGGAAAUCACCUUCGCAACUGGUGUGACAAAUUUAAAUGAAACUUCCGCUUCGGUACUCUGCGAUCCAGACCAGGAUGAUGCUACCAUGCUUGGAAGACCUGUAUAUGGCGCUUUCUCCAGGGAUCUAGCUAUGAGAACCAACAUACAUUUAGAAUAUGUGUCUGUUGGAGAUACGGAACAGAUUUCGCCAGCCUGUGUGCUCGCAUUUGGAGCUGGGUUUGAAGCUGCGAAAGCGCGGGGAAUCAAUAAUGCGGUUGGGCAGGUCGAAUGCUACUCUCGCGAGACCCUAAUCGGGCUGCUAUAUCCCUGCGCCUCGAAGGGGAUUCAUUUAAUCAGCGAUGAGAUAUACGGGUUUUCCGUUUACGAACGCGAGGAUCGUCAGCCAGAGACCUUCACACCUGUACGAGCAAUUGAUUUCAACGGAAUCAUUAAUCCUAAUCAGGUUCAUGUUCUACAUGGCAUGUCCAAGGACUUUGGUGCCGGUAGCAUGAGAUUAGGAUGUAUCAUAUCUGAAAAUGAGGAUUUUACAAAAGCAACGCGUGCCAUUUGUCGGUUUUCCUCACCAUCCCAGUUCUCAACGGAUUUGACCGCAAAGUUUCUUGAGGACCAGGAUUUUGUUACGAACUUCUUACACAAGUUACAUCACUGUCUGCUGCAGAGUCGCUUACUAGCAGAAGACCUUCUCGCUCGAAAAGGGAUCAGCUAUUCUCCGUACGGGGAUGCCGGUCUCUUUCUGUGGCUGGAUUUGAGCUCUCACCUUCCCCUCCAUGAAAUCAAUGGCGAUGGGUGGGCGGCGCAACGAUUACUCUCGCGCCGCUUCAGCGAGGGAAGCGUUAUUAUAUCCACCGGGGAAGAAUAUCGGGCGCCAAACCCAGGGCGAUUCCGCCUUGUGUUUUGCGUCGACCCAGAUACUCUUAAAGAAGGAAAUAUCGCGCGUUCUAGCCAACUGAGGACAUGGACAGAGAGCGAUGAUACAAAAGGCCUGGGAAUAACAAAGUAA